This is a messenger RNA of Aspergillus ruber CBS 135680, 1290 nucleotides long. RefSeq names its product dihydrodipicolinate synthase family protein. Gene Ontology annotation, molecular function: 4-hydroxy-tetrahydrodipicolinate synthase activity. The transcript has a single exon. Lineage: Eukaryota; Fungi; Ascomycota; Eurotiomycetes; Eurotiales; Aspergillaceae. The record is from RefSeq and is a predicted model, not a curated record. Bases 47 to 1051 code for a protein of 334 amino acids.
AUCUCUUUCGAGCCAUAUCCAUCCGGGUGCAUACAAACAGAACAUCAUGUCUCCCACACCCCUCCAGCCAGGUGCCUACGCACCAACCCCAACUUUCUUCCACCCCGACACCGAAGACCUCGACAUCCCAACCAUCCGCCGCCAUUCCGUCCGCCUCGCCAAAGCCGGCCUCGCCGGCAUAGUAGUCCAAGGCUCCAACGGUGAAGCCGUGCACCUCACCCGCGCAGAGCGCAAAACCGUCAUCCACGAAACUCGCUCCGCGCUCAUUGACUCCGGCUUCCAAAACGUCCCCGUCAUCGCAGGAGCCACUGAACAAAGCGUCCGUGGUACUAUCGAGCUCUGCAAAGAGUCGGCAGAAGCUGGUGCUCAGUAUGUCCUGAUCCUCCCGCCUAGUUACUACAAGGCUGCUACGGGGGGUGACCAGGCGCUAUAUGAGUUUUUCACGGCUGUUGCGGAUGGCUCGCCGGUGCCGGUUAUUCUAUAUAACUAUCCCGGUGCUGUUGCGGGGGUUGAUAUGGAUUCGGAUCUUAUUAUUCGGAUCUCGCAGCAUCCUAAUGUUGUUGGGACGAAGUUUACUUGUGCGAAUACGGGAAAAUUAACCCGUGUUUCGCACGCUCUUGAUGCGAUUACUGCUCCUUCCCCGCUUGUCGCGAAUAGACAACGCCUUUCUGCUAAAACUGCUGAGAACCAUCGCUACGUCACCUUCGGCGGAAUGGCGGAUUUCACCCUCCAGACUCUUGUCUCUGGUGGUUCUGCUACUCUAGCUGGAGGCGCGAACGUGAUCCCUCGACUAUGUGUGCAUGUGUUCGAUCUCUGGAGUCAGGGUCGGAUUUCUGAGGCUGUUGAGGCACAAGGGUUAUUGAGUCAGGCGGAGUGGGUGCUGACCAAGACUGCUAUUCCGGGGACGAAAAGUGCAUUGCAGAGUUAUUAUGGGUAUGGGGGGCUUGCGCGGAGGCCGUUGGGACGGCUGAGUAAGGAGCAGGCUAAGGCUGUGGAGGAUGGGAUUAGGGAGGCUAUGGAGGUGGAGAAGAGCUUGCCGGAUGUUGCAUAGACUCUUUUUGUUCUUAUAUUGAAUUCUAUUUUAUGCUCCAAGCAACCCUACAAACUGCAAGUACUGCCUUUCCUCAGCAGCCUGAACCGCUGUCACACCCUUAUCAUCCUUGAUGUCUGCAACCCCAUACUCCAGAAGGAGCCUCACCAUAUCAACAUCACCACUCCUCGCCGCCAAAUGCAAAACCAGUCCACUUCUUUGAUUCUCCUCUCCAGCUUUCUCCGGCCUGACCCCCCGCC